GUUACUAUUAUCACUUAUAUACACUACUCAACACACAACAAUGACGCCUAUACAGUGGCUGGCAGUACCUACUGAAAUAAGAUUACCCAACUUAGUGAACUCCCCGGCUGAUAAUCUUGACUCAAAUACUAUAUAUUUGAAUGGCAAGAAAGUUAUUAUUAAGGAAGAAGAAUGUGAUGACUCUAUUUGUAGUGAGGAUGGUAACAGCUCCAGUAUGUAUAUCUAUCCUGUGGGAGCCGGUGUGUUGUCAUCUCAAGAAGGUGUUCAGAAUUUUGCAUUAGACUGUCCACCUGUCUCUCCUGAGAGGAAGUGUUCUGUCACUACACAGGCACCUCCAGAUGUAAUUAUUGUCAAAUCAAAACCAAAGAACCCUGAUUAUAAGGUAAGAAACAACAUACUGGCUACAAAACGAAGUAAGCCAGUGCAUUGCAAGAUAGUGAGAGCGAGACCUGGAAUGAGAGUGUAUAUUUCAAUGUCGUACCAAGGCCACAUCUAUGGAGAUAAACCCGUUACUAGAUGUAAGAAGCAUGAUGAGUGUUCCUGGUGCAAAGACCACGAGUAUAACCAGUGUUUCUGCGUCAUAAGCAAAUGUCAUAAAUUUGAAAUUGAUAAAAAAGGACAACCUGUUGCUGUAAUUACCGUUUCUCAGGACCAUUUGGACAAUGAAGGAAAUGUUGAAUUUUCCCUUGUCUUUUCAUGCUGGAAUUCAUGUGACACCCAUAGCAGAUUUGGGAAAGAGUUGAAUCUUAAAAUACUUAUACUUGAUAGUAAAAUAAUUAAGAUAGAGUACUCCAUUCAUUGCUGUCAAAACCUCCUGAGAGAUGCUUUUAAAGACAGGAAGAGAGAUCCACACACCACACCGGGUAUUAAACGUAAACAGGUGUCAAUACCAGAUAGCAACUGUGAGUGUUCCAAGGCAUCCUGUAGAACUGGAGUGGAGGAGAAUAAUAGAAUGGAGAAACCAAUGGAUUUAGUUGUUAUCUGAGGAUUUGAGGUGCAGAACCUACUUGCAGCAGUGGUCGAUGGCAUAAAUUCAACAUUGCAGGUGCCUUACUUCAUGUCAAGGGUGCAUGAGAUAAUGUGCCAAAAUCAACACUAAAUAUAAGCUAGAGAAAAUUAUGGCCUAGUGGUGAAUAAUUUCACAGGAUUUCUCUCAGUUGAGAGUAAAGUUGAGGGAAUUGUUCACUGCUUCAGGGCUUUGAAGACAUGCAGGCAGAAGAACUAUUAAAAAAUGAUGAGGAAGAAAGAAGUUCAGAGGAUAUGUUGGCAAAACUGAAUUUCCAAAUAAAAGGGACAUGGAAAUCCAAAGAAUAUGAGGAAGAGCCUGCAGAGAAACAUUAAUAUUUCAUCAGUUAUGUAAGCAGUUUCAUGUUGCUGCUAAACCUGCAGACUUUGUCAAUGAAGAAAAUCCAGACACAUCUAGAAGUGCUGCUCUGAAACGAAUACUGGACCAAGCAAUGAUGUCCUACCAUCAGCUGUAUAAAGUACUGCUGGGUAAUACACAGCAGAUACACUUAACAGAAUACUUCAGAGCGCCCAUAAGUAACAGCUGUGUGUCGACCUCAGGCUACAAACCCCAGCCAAACACUUUAGUCCAUGAACCCCAGCCCUCUGCUUCAUCCAUCCUAUCCACUUCAUCUGAGGCCCAGUAGAGCCACAUCAUGCCUCUCCAUUCAUGUCAAACCACUUAAGCAACAACCAGAAUUUAAGUUUGUGGUAGCUUAAACCAUCUUGUAUUUUACAUAAUAACAUGCUUUAUUGUGCCCAUAACAUAACAUCUUAACUUUUAAAAUCAUUGUACAAUACUUAGUUUAUUAUUUUUAGUGAACUGUAUUUACUAGAAAAGUUGUUUGGCUUUUUUUGAGGGGUGGCAAUGUAACCUAUUUUUUUGCACAUAAGUUUUCACUCCAUCUAUUGCAUUUUCACAUUUAACUCCAUUUUUCUGGAAUAUAUAUAUCUGUAUCCAGUUGUCUACUGUACUUUACAAUACUACCAGUCAUACGUCUGGAGGUAUACUUUUUCAAAACAGUACACUGCAUAUACAUGUAGUGCAGUAUUUAACUUAGUACAGUUAAAUUACUUGUUUCCAGUUUUGUUAAAGUGUUUCACCAAUUAGAUUACAAUAAUGGACAAAGUGAAGAGUGUCUGACUGUGGAAAUGACGAUUUCACUCCUGCUGCUCACGUAAAUUAAUUUUGAACAUACCUUGCUGUGCUACAAUGACUCAUAAACCAAAGAGAUGUAAUGGCAGUGGGCUACACCUACCAGCUACCUACACUGGGGCCCAGAGCCAUAUUAUUACCACUGACAUACCUUGUUCACUGAAUUUAAUUGUUUCUAACGACUACCUUUACAUGCCAUCAUAAACGAAGGGAAAAGUAAUGAAUAAUUCAUGGUGAGAAUUGUAAACAAAAGCAGAGUGUUAAGUGGAGUGACCAGGCCAAACACAGAUUCGUACACGUUUUCUCUGAUGCUGGACCAGAGAAAACAUAGUUUUUCCUCUUCCCGGCUAUGACACCUCCAUAGCAUAUAAACAUAGCUUGUUUAUAUGCUAUGUAAAGCGUUUCUCAUAUACCUAAUUUUGAAGAAAAUAUGGAUUAAUGAAAAUGUUUAUAUUAAUGUAAAAUAAGCCAUUUAAUAUGCCCAAGAGUGAUUAUUAUUACGAACUAUUAGUAUUACAUAAUGUUUUCCCUCCGCCCAGCUACCACACCUCCAUAGCAUAUAAACAUAGCAUAUUUAUAUGCUAUUGUUAUGACUUAAACAUCAACUUAAAUAAAAGGUCCUGGCUCCUAAAUGGCUGCUCAAACUGCUGUCUAGGGGCAUUUAAAUUACACUUGAAAAACAAAAAAACUCUCAGGGCAGCAUGUACUCAUACAAAUUAUGAAGCAUGAGUGCAAAUAAUUAAUAUAGAGUUAGGAAGGAUACAAAAACUCACCUGGCUGGAGUAUACCUGGAGAGAGUUCUGGGGCUCAACGCCCCUGCGCCCCACUCUGUGACCAUGCCUCAUGGUGGAUCAGGGCCUGAUCAACCAGGCCGUUACUGCUGGCCGCACGUAAUCCAGCAUACGAACCACAACUCGGCUGGACAGGUACUGACUUUAGGUGCCUGUCCAGUGCCUGCUUGAAGACAGCCAAGGGUCUAUUGGUAAUUCCCCUGAUGUAUGCUGGGAGGCAGUUGAACAGUCUUGGACCCCUGACAUUUAUUAUGUUGUCUCUUAUUGUGCUAGUGGCACCCCUGCUUUUCUUUGGGGGGAUGUUGCACAGUCUGCCAAGUCUUUUGCUUUCAUAGGGAGUGAUUUUUGUGUGCAAGUUUGGUACCAGUCCCUCUAGGAUUUUCCAGGUGUAUAUAAUCAUGUAUCUCUCCCUCCUGUAUUCUAGGGAGUACAGGUUUAGGAACUUCAAGCGCUCCCAGUAAUUGAGGUGUUUUAUCUCCGUUAUGCGCGCUGUGAAGGUUCUCUGUACAUUUUCUAGGUCAGCAAUUUCACCAGCCUUGAAAGUUGCUGUUAGUGUGCAGCAAUAUUCUAGCCUAGAUAGAACAAGUGACCUGAAGAAUGUCAUCAUGGGCUUGGCAUCCCUGGUUUUGAAGGUUCUCGUUAUCCAUCCUGUCAUUUUUUUAAUGAGUAAUUUUUAUACAACUUACAAUCUAAACCAAAAAACCACCACGCUCCAGUUCACAUUAGCUCACUAGUACACCGCUACUAGUGGCAAAAUUUUAAGUACAUUUAUAAACAGGGAGGAUCCAUGACAACCCCCUCCCCUUCACUUCUGCCUGGUAGACUAGUUACCAGCAGGCAAAAACACCAAUGGUAUACACUAAGAAAACCUACCCACCACCACAUACUCACACUGCUUCAUCUUGCUUCCUCUGCUGUGAGUAACCUACUGCACUAAACAACUCAUCUGCUCCUGUUCACUCUGCCUGACUGACAGGAAUAAAACGUGUCCGGAUUCAGUACAAUCCCGGAACUAUGGAGCAUUAUUUUUUUAUAUUCACUUUUACGGCAGCACACUGCGUAAUAGCUAUGUAACGUGUUUCUUAUAUAAUUUUGAAGAAAAUAUCAUAGAUGGAUUAUUGAUUAUUAUUAUUAUCAUA
This is a messenger RNA of Cherax quadricarinatus, 4091 nucleotides long. RefSeq lists its product as uncharacterized. The record is from RefSeq and is a predicted model, not a curated record. Gene Ontology annotation, molecular function: DNA binding; DNA-binding transcription factor activity. Gene Ontology annotation, cellular component: nucleus. Gene Ontology annotation, biological process: regulation of DNA-templated transcription. Lineage: Eukaryota; Metazoa; Arthropoda; Malacostraca; Decapoda; Parastacidae.